UAGUGAAUGCAGGGUCCAGGGAGACCAGAUAUAGUGAAUGCAGGGUCCUGGGAGUCCAGAUAUAGUGAAUGCAGGGUCCGGGGAGACCAGAUAUAGGGAAUGCAGGGUCCGGGGAGACCAGAUAUAGUGAAUGCAGGGUCCGGGGAGAGCAGAUAUAGUGAAUGCAGGGUCCGCGGAGACCGGAUAUAGUGAAUGCAGGGGUCCAGGGAGAGUGGAUAUAGUGAAUGCAGGGUUUGGGGAGAGCGGAUACAGUGAAUGCGGGGUCCGGGGAGAGCGGAUAUAGUGAAUGCAGGGUCCUGG
This is a messenger RNA of Staurois parvus, 300 nucleotides long. NCBI's taxonomy places the organism in Eukaryota, Metazoa, Chordata, Amphibia, Anura, Ranidae. The record is from the annotation of a GenBank genome assembly.